Molecule: messenger RNA, 1907 nt
Organism: Gilbertella persicaria
Lineage: Eukaryota; Fungi; Mucoromycota; Mucoromycetes; Mucorales; Choanephoraceae
Product: fumarate hydratase precursor rhizopus oryzae
Exons: 8
Coding region: 319-1803 (494 amino acids)
Biological process (GO): tricarboxylic acid cycle; malate metabolic process; fumarate metabolic process
Cellular component (GO): mitochondrion; tricarboxylic acid cycle heteromeric enzyme complex
Molecular function (GO): fumarate hydratase activity
Source: RefSeq, a predicted model, not a curated record
AAAAGCGGAACAAAUAGGAACGCUUCUUGACAUGAAAAACGCCAAUAUAAAAAGAUAUGUAUCUCUUCUUUUUUAAUGUUUUGCUCCCAGUAUUUAUUUUUAUAUGUCAAUAUCAAUAUGCAAAUAGGUAUAUGUUUAACAGCGUUAAACAAAUGUGGGGUAUACACUUGAAUGUGUUGGAUCGGAGCAUCAACUCGAGUUGAUCUCAAGCAUGAAAAAAAAAAACCCCCCACCCCGGUCCAUUUCCCUACCACGAAUUAAAUAGCCAUCAACUAAACCUUUUCCCUUUCUUUUUUUCUUUUUAAUCUUUAUCUCACCAUGUUGCGUGCUUCUACCUCCAAGUUUUUGAGCCAAGCUUCUGGUCUUAACCGUUCUAACCGCCUUUUCAGCAGCGCUUCUAUUGCUUUGCAAAAAUUCCGUGCUGAACGUGAUACCUUUGGCGACCUUCAAGUUCCUGCUGACAGAUAUUGGGGUGCUCAAACUCAAAGAUCUCUUCAAAACUUUGACAUUGGUGGUGAACGUGAACGUAUGCCUGAACCUUUAAUCCGUGCCUUUGGUGUUUUGAAGAAGAGUGCUGCUAUCGUCAACGCUACUUAUGGUUUGGAUCCCAAGGUUGGUGAAGCAAUUCAAAAGGCUGCUGAUGAAGUUAUCGAUGGUACUUUGAUUGAUCAUUUCCCUCUUGUUGUCUGGCAAACUGGUUCUGGUACUCAAACCAACAUGAAUGUCAAUGAGGUAAUUUCUAACCGUGCUAUUGAACUUCUCGGCGGUGAACUUGGCUCCAAGACCCCCGUUCACCCUAACGACCAUGUCAACAUGAGUCAAUCUUCCAACGAUACUUUCCCCACUGCUAUGCACGUUGCUGCUGUAGUUGAAAUCAGUCACCGUCUUAUUCCUGCCUUGACUACCUUGCGCGAUGCUCUUCAAGCCAAGUCUGAAGAAUUCAACCACAUCAUCAAGAUUGGCCGUACUCACUUGCAAGACGCCACUCCCUUGACACUCGGUCAAGAAUUCUCUGGCUACACUCAACAAUUGACCUACGGUAUUGCUCGUGUCGAAGGUACUUUGGAACGUCUCUACAACCUUGCUCAAGGUGGUACCGCUGUCGGUACAGGUCUCAACACCAAGAAGGGUUUCGAUGUCAAGGUCGCUGAUGCUAUUGCCAAAAUCACUGGUUUGCCCUUCAAGACUGCUCCUAACAAGUUUGAAGCCCUCGCUGCUCACGAUGCCAUUGUUGAAGCUCAUGGUGCCUUGAACACUGUUGCUUGUUCUCUUAUGAAGAUUGCCAACGAUAUCCGUUACCUUGGUUCAGGUCCUCGUUGUGGUCUUGGUGAACUUUCUUUGCCUGAAAACGAACCUGGAUCUUCUAUCAUGCCUGGUAAGGUCAACCCUACUCAAUGUGAAGCCAUGACCAUGGUGUGUGCUCAAGUGAUGGGUAACCAAACUGCUAUCUCUGUUGCUGGUUCCAAUGGUCAAUUCGAACUCAAUGUCUUCAAGCCUGUCAUGAUCAAGAACUUGCUUCAAUCUGUUCGUCUUCUUUCAGAUGCUUCUGUUUCUUUCACCAAGAACUGUGUUGUCGGUAUCCAAGCCAAUGAAAAGAAGAUCAACAGCAUUAUGAAUGAAUCUUUGAUGUUGGUCACUGCUCUUAACCCUCAUAUUGGUUAUGAUAAGGCUGCCAAGUGUGCCAAGAAAGCUCACAAGGAAGGCACUACUUUGGCUGAAGCCGCUCUUUCUCUUGGUUAUUUGACUGAAGAACAAUUCAAGCAAUGGGUCAGACCUGAAAACAUGAUCUCUGCUUCUGAUUAAACUGUAUUAUCCCCCCCCCUCUUCCAUUUUGUAAUUUUUCAUAAUUAAACAAAAAAAAAAGGCAAAAGGUUUAUUAUGCAUUUUCUUUUUUUUAAAAAAAAGAC